Molecule: messenger RNA, 1452 nt
Organism: Drechmeria coniospora
Lineage: Eukaryota; Fungi; Ascomycota; Sordariomycetes; Hypocreales; Ophiocordycipitaceae
Product: U4/U6 small nuclear ribonucleoprotein
Exons: 2
Coding region: 1-1452 (483 amino acids)
Biological process (GO): mRNA splicing, via spliceosome
Cellular component (GO): U4/U6 x U5 tri-snRNP complex
Source: RefSeq, a predicted model, not a curated record
AUGGACUCGUUAAAAUCAUCUAGCUCGGGUUCUCGUCACAGUGGAUCAUCGAGGAUCCAGAAACCUGAAUCUGCCGCCGAGAGGAUGGCUGCUCUGAAGGCUCGUGUGGCGAAUGCGAUCGGCACCAGCAAGUCCAAAGGCGGCUUGAACGUUGGCUUGCACCCGGCUCUUGAGGGACUUGGGUCAUGGAAAUCGCAGGAAAAGGGCCGAGAAGGUCCAAAGGCACAGACUGGAAUCACCAACAUCUCUCACGCCAAGCAACCCCGCGGUUAUGGCCAGGACGAAAAGGCCGAAUCCAACCCGUACUUCGACGAGACCCUUGCUUCACAAACAAUCGUGAGCAAGCGACGAGAACCCAAGCGGCUAGUGUUCAAUCAAAAGGGCAAAUACAUUCAACAAGCUACUUCUUUCCGUCGGCAAGCUGCCCUCGAAGCUAUGAAGAAGCGGAUUGCGGAACAAACACGAAAAGCUGGAAUCGAUGAGGACUUGGACGUUGAAAAGAACUUCGUUGUAGAAGCACCUCCAGAGGUUGAAUGGUGGGACGAAGGUCUCAUUGAUGGCACUACUUAUGAUGAUAUACACGACGUCACAAAACUCAAGAUCAUAACCCCAGACAGCCUUGUAACCGAGUAUAUCCAACAUCCAGUUGCCCUCGAGCCCGCACAGAGCUGCCACCUACCCAAUGCCAAACCCAUGUAUCUGACCUCCAAAGAACAGGCGAAAAUUCGACGUCAGCGACGAAUGGCAGAGCUGAAGGAGAUGCAAGCAAAAAUCCGGCUCGGUCUGGUUCCAGCACCACCUCUCAAGAUUAAAAAGGGCAAUUUGAUGCGUGUCCUUGGAGAUGUUGCUGUGAAAGAUCCCACUGCUGUUGAGGCGAGGGUCAAUCGCGAAAUCGCAGAGAGACAUGAUCAGCAUGUCCAGUUGAACGCAGAAAGACACCUAACCAAGGAACAAAGGCACGACAAGCUGGCCAAGAACCAGCAAAGAGAUGCGGAUAAGGGGAUUUAUCUAUUGGUCUUUAAGAUCAAUAACUUGGCCAACGGUCAACAUCGAUACAAAAUUGGGGUCAAUGCUGAACAGUUGGCGCUUUCUGGGACCUGUGUUAUGCAUCCCAAGUUCAGCUUGGUUAUUGUUGAAGGUGGAGCAUGGAGUAUUGGCAAGUUCAAAAAGCUCAUGCUCAACCGUAUCAACUGGACGGAAAACUCGCCCUCAAAAUCACAAGACGAGAAGCGAGACACUGGGCAUGAUUGGCUGCGGGCUGAAAACGAGGAUGGGAUGUUGAAGGACAUGUCUCUUAAUGAAUGCAGGCUCGUUUUUGAAGGCGAGCAAAAAGCACGAGUCUUCCGGAAGUGGGGAAGCAAGGUGUGUGAGACGGACGCCGAGGCGAGGGAGGCAUUGUCUAGGGCUCGGAUGGAGAACUUUUGGUCAGUUGCAAAGGGUCUCCCUCGGUGA